GGGAGAAAACGAGGGCGUGGCAGUCUGAGUUCAAAGAUGAUUCUAGGCUAGAGACGUGCCUCUACUUUUGUGACAUGGUGUACGAUAUAGCUAGCCUCCGCGGCGUUUGUUGAACUUUGAAUAAAGGAAUUUCCACUAACAAGAUGUCCACCAUGAUGAAAGCACUGCAGUGGGAUGCCAAAAGCGAGAAGCUGUCGAUGGUGGAGGUUCCUGUUCCAACUGUCACCAACCCGUUUGAUGUAGUUGUGAAGGUUGGGUUUGUCGGUGUGUGUGGAAGUGAUCUACUAGUGCUAAGGAAAAUCCACCCGGCUGCAGAAAAGGUCAUUUUAGGCCAUGAGUUUGCAGGGACAGUCCAUGCAGUGGGAACUAUGGUCACCUCACUGCAGGUGGGAGACAGAGUCUGUGUCAACCCCAACGGGAACUGUAACGGAUGCAGGUUCUGUAUCCAUGGACAGCCCCACCUCUGUACCACCGGCAAGAGCGCCAAAAACAUCCGCGACCUGGGGAUAUUCUGGGACGGUGCCAUGGCUGAGUUCUGUAUGGUGCCAGCUGACCAGGUGUUUCGCAUACCAGAUGACCUGUCCCUACAGCAGGCGGUCCUGUGUGAGCCGUACUCCUGUGUGCUACAUGGCUAUGACAGGAUCAGCCCACUUCUGCCAGGGACACGCAUUCUAAUCCUGGGUGCUGGUAUUAUUGGAAUGCUAUUUGCGGCCUUAUUCCAGCAUCGUGGAUUUUCUGAUGUGACGGUGAGUGAGCCAUCGGAGGUACGCAGGAAAACUGUGGCGAGUAUCGGGAAGGGCUGCAACGGAGUCUCACCUGCUGAGCUGAAAAGUCUAAGCACACAGAAUGAUGCUGAUGACUUUGGGUUCGAUGUGGUUGUUGACACCAGUGGGGUUCCCAUGGCAAUACAACAAGCCAUCCCUUGGCUGAGGCCUGGAGGAAAGUUGCUGAUUUUUGGUUGUUGCCCAGCUGACAAACAGCUCAGCUUCAACCCUCACGAUGCCUGGAUGAAGGAAAUCACCAUUCUGACCUCCAGAAUCAACCCCUUCUGCUUCCCCAAGGCCAUCUCUCUCGUCAACAACAUGGCUGCUGACUACCUCAGCUUCCAGCAGCUCUGUGUGAAAGUGUUCCCCAUGGAGGACUACCAGGAUGCAAUCGAAAUGCUGAAGAAUGGGGAGAUCACCAAGGCAUUGCUGCAGCCCUCAGGACUAUAGGGGAAUGCAACAAUGUAUACAGUUUAUCUCAUGUAUGGUGCAGUUAUUAAAUGAGGAGGCUAAUGUAUGUAGUACAUUUUGUGCAUGAGGGUUGUAAGGUGACAUUUUUUCCAAUAUUACCAAUAUCUGGGGCAAUGUUAGGAAAGAGGGCUCCUUAGUAUAAGGGGUCAUUAUUUUCCUUGUAUAAAAGAGGUGCUAUUUUAUCUAUUCCUUAAUUUACAUCUACAAUGUGUUGAACUUAGAUAUGGAUGCAAUCUUGGGUAAAAUGCUCUGAAUGAUCAUAUUUGGUGAUAGCUUCAAUUAUCUAUGGUCUUUCCAGGUUUAAAAAGAAGCAGGAAAAUCAAGGAGUGAAAAUAAAAUAUAUUGUAAAAAAUAGCUUGAUUGAUGCUUAUGGUCAUGCUGAGUUGAUCAAUUUUGAGCAGCCAGUGUGUAUCAUUUUUUUCAUAUUUAUGAUGUGUUGUCCUGGUUGUAAUAAUGUAUAAUUGGAACGCUUGAACAGGAUAUCAUCAAGUGCACUUAAAAAGUUUAAUACCACACACACACUUGCCUGUAAUUCCUUACUCUUUGUGAGGCCUUAGGCUAAGGAAGAGGUAUUAAAAUGUUGGGCCUCUAAGCACUUUUAACCACCUGUUCGUUUUUGUUUUCAAAUAUCAUUCUGUUAUAGGAUAGGAUUUGUACACAAUAUGAUUUGGGUAGGGGACACCUUUAAUAGCCACAUAUUUGUGUUACUUUUUCUUUUUCAAAGUCUAUUUUACCGUGGUAUC
Branchiostoma belcheri (Belcher's lancelet) is the source of this 1978-nucleotide messenger RNA. Its product is annotated as 2-deoxy-scyllo-inosamine dehydrogenase-like. Lineage: Eukaryota; Metazoa; Chordata; Leptocardii; Amphioxiformes; Branchiostomatidae. The transcript has 7 exons. Bases 144 to 1214 code for a protein of 356 amino acids. The record is from RefSeq and is a predicted model, not a curated record. Gene Ontology annotation, molecular function: zinc ion binding; oxidoreductase activity.